UAGAAAAUUUCUAUUUUCUUGGGAAAUUUUAUCUCAUAAAAGGAAAAUGGAAUUUCCUCUUAGCUGUAGGAAUUUUGUUUUGUCAGAUCAGAGUUGGCAUCACUUCUAGUCGAAGAAGAAGAGGAGUCUUUUUAUAAGUGUGUCAACAUUACUUUUUACAGUCGUUUUUAAAAUAUAUCCAAUAAAUAAAUACAAAAGUUCGACAGAAACUAGACAACAUUUUUGCAUAGGAAAAGAUAAAAUCCAUCAAAAUGUCAUUGUCCCCUUGGUUAAAGUCACCCUUCACGGACUUGACCGGUGCAAUUGUAAGUCACCAAUGGUAUGGCGCGUGUGCCGACAUGGAGAUGAAGGCUUUAGACUGCUUGGAGGCGUACGGACUUGACAGAGGGUUAAAAAAGUGCGAUCCCCUGAUUAGAGACUUCACCGAGUGCGCCUUGAAGAUAAAACAAUUUAAAAGGAUGAAUGCCAUAAGAUGGGAGAGGAACCGGCAAUAUUGGGCAGGCGAAAGGAGUAAAGAAGACCGCUGGUCGAAAUCGCCGACACACGACAGUUAUUAGCAGAAUUUUGUAUAAGGUUUGUAGUGGUUUAUUAUCUAGCUAAUAUGUUAAUUGAAAUAAAUUAAAAUAAAGAUGGAUCUAUAUUAC
Molecule: messenger RNA, 644 nt
Organism: Anoplophora glabripennis (Asian longhorned beetle)
Lineage: Eukaryota; Metazoa; Arthropoda; Insecta; Coleoptera; Cerambycidae
Gene: ND-15
Product: NADH dehydrogenase [ubiquinone] iron-sulfur protein 5
Exons: 2
Coding region: 252-557 (101 amino acids)
Source: RefSeq, a predicted model, not a curated record